AUGUUGUCGCAAAUGAUUAAGCCUUCCACCAUGCGGUCCGCAGGGUUCCUGGGACGAAUGACAAAGAACCGUGUACAGGCACGCUCCCUUGCUACUGUUGAAGGAAACACUCAGCGUGCCAUUCCUACUCCUAGCAUGCGCAGGGCCACGGCUGUUUCCAACGAACCUGCUACUUUCACAAUCAAAAACGGACCCAUCUUCGAAGGCAAGUCUUUCGGAGCCAAGACCAACAUCUCCGGAGAAGCCGUCUUUACUACUUCUCUUGUCGGUUACCCCGAAUCUAUGACCGACCCAUCCUACCGUGGCCAAAUCCUCGUCUUCACACAACCAUUGAUUGGCAACUACGGUGUUCCUUCCAACGCCCGUGACGAGCAUGGCUUGCUCCGAUACUUCGAAUCCCCGCACAUCCAAGCUUCUGGCAUUGUCGUUCAGGACUAUGCCUUGAAGCACAGCCACUGGACAGCUGUCGAGUCACUCGCAGCAUGGUGUGCUCGUGAGGGAGUUCCCGCCAUCUCUGGCGUUGACACCCGUGAGGUCGUGACAUACCUCCGUGAGCAAGGUUCCUCUCUUGCUCGUAUCUCAAUUGGUGAGGAGUACGAUGCCGAUGAGGACGAGGCAUACAUCGACCCUGAGGCUAUUAACCUUGUGCGUCGUGUAUCCACCAAGGCUCCCUUCCAUGUCAGCUCUUCUUUGGGCGAUAUGCACGUAGCUUUGAUCGACUGCGGUGUCAAGGAGAACAUUCUCCGCAGUCUCGUCUCUCGCGGUGCCAGCGUCACCUGCUUCCCCUUCGACUACCCCAUCCACAAGGUUGCCCACCACUUCGACGGUGUAUUCAUCUCCAACGGCCCCGGUGAUCCAACUCAUUGCACGACCACCGUCCACAACCUCCGCAAGCUGUUCGAGACUUCCCAGGUUCCCGUCAUGGGUAUCUGCAUGGGUCACCAGCUCAUCGCCCUUGCUGCUGGUGCGAAGACUAUCAAGCUCAAGUACGGCAACCGUGCGCAUAACAUCCCGGCUCUUGACCUUACCACGGGCAAGUGCCAUAUCACCUCGCAGAACCACGGAUACGCAGUUGACCCUACUACCCUGUCCAGCGAAUGGAGGGAAUACUUUACCAACCUCAACGACCAGUCCAACGAGGGUCUGAUCCACAACUCCCGUCCCAUCUUCAGCGCCCAGUUCCAUCCCGAGGCUAAGGGUGGUCCUCUAGACUCUGCAUACCUCUUCGAUAAGUACAUGGAGAACGUGCAGCAGUACAAGAGCCACCAAAACAGCUUCUCAGAGAAGAGCAACAAGCCCAGUCCUCUCCUCGUCGACUUGCUGAGCAAGGAGCGUGUUGGCUGCCACCCUGAUGCACCAGACUUUGAGGGUCACGCGGCGGGUAUGGCCAAUGAGGAGAUCACAGUCGGUGGACCCGUCGCGCCGUCCUACCAGCCCAUUACUCAGAAGCCCGUUGCCUCUGCUGCUUAG
Messenger RNA from Alternaria arborescens, 1470 nucleotides. Its product is annotated as Carbamoyl-phosphate synthase arginine-specific small chain. Gene Ontology annotation, cellular component: carbamoyl-phosphate synthase complex; cytoplasm. Gene Ontology annotation, molecular function: carbamoyl-phosphate synthase (glutamine-hydrolyzing) activity. Bases 1 to 1470 code for a protein of 489 amino acids. Gene Ontology annotation, biological process: L-glutamine metabolic process; 'de novo' pyrimidine nucleobase biosynthetic process; L-arginine biosynthetic process. Lineage: Eukaryota; Fungi; Ascomycota; Dothideomycetes; Pleosporales; Pleosporaceae. The transcript is spliced from 2 exons. The record is from RefSeq and is a predicted model, not a curated record.